Mirounga angustirostris (Northern elephant seal) is the source of this 2061-nucleotide messenger RNA. Its product is annotated as thymosin beta-4-like. Gene Ontology annotation, cellular component: cytoplasm. NCBI's taxonomy places the organism in Eukaryota, Metazoa, Chordata, Mammalia, Carnivora, Phocidae. The transcript has a single exon. Gene Ontology annotation, biological process: actin filament organization; regulation of cell migration. Gene Ontology annotation, molecular function: actin monomer binding. Bases 482 to 616 code for a protein of 44 amino acids. The record is from RefSeq and is a predicted model, not a curated record.
ACAGUAAUUUCCUGCUUUUCUUAAACUAGCAAACUAGCAAAAUACCUAGGUAGUAUUUUCUUUCCCUGCUCUUUCUUGACAUUAAGGCAGAGGUUUGUAACUUGGGGUCUAUGGGGAGAAAACGAGGUUCUGUGAACUUGAAUGAGGAACAAUUAUGUCUUUAUUUGCAUUAACCUUUAGCUGAAAUUUUAUGUUUCCUUCAAUUAAAAAUGUAAGCUACAAACCACAGCAAUAAUGGCAAUACCAAUAUGAGACUUCAUCAACAAUAGGAAUAACAAUAUUUUCAUGUCACAUUAUAAAAUUUACAGAAAGUUUGAAACAUGAUUUAUAUUCAUGAUUACUUUGAAUUGAUAGUUAUUAAACUGCUACUAGAUCUUGUUAUUGAAUGCAUCAAUAAAGACGCACACAUAGAUUCGGCAGCAGCCACUGAACAGACCGGACUUAACUUGCACACACACCUCGCUCCGCUUCCUCUGCAACCAUGUUUGACAAACCUGAUACAGCUGAGAUUGAGAAAUUCGAUAAGUCAAAAUUGAAGAAGUCAGAAACGCAAGAGAGAAAUCCACUGCCUUCAAAAGAAACGACUGAACAGGAGAAGCAAGCAGGCGAAUCGUAGUGAUUCACAAGCAUUGCCUUCUUAUUUUCCUUCUUUUAGCUGUUUAACUUUGUAAGAUGCAAAGUGGUUGGAUCAAGUUUAAAUGACUAUGCUGCCCCUUUUCACAUCAAAGAAUCGAGAACUACUGACAACGAAGGCGCCUGCCUCUCCCAUCUGCCAGUCUGGCUGGCAGGGAAGGAAAAGAACUUGCAUGUUGGUGAAGGAAGAAGCUGGGUGGGACGACAGUGAAAUCGAGAGUAAAAACCAAGCUGGUCCGGGGUGUCCUGCAGGCUGUAAAAUGCGGUUUAAUCAGAGUGUCCUUUUUUUUUGUUAAAAUGAUUUUAAUUAUUGGAAUGCACAAUUUUUUUAAUAUGCAAUAAAAAGUUCUAAAACCUGGAAAAAAAAAGAUGCACACAUAUUACUAUUUCACAAAUUUAGUGAUUUGAAAAGUGUAUUUCAUUAUAAUUGGUUUUAUUUUUAACUUUAUGCAUUUUAUUUUAUGGAUUUAGAAACAUUAUUCUAAGAAGAGAUCCAUGUGCAGUAAAAGAAAAAAGUUAAAACAUGUUAUUUGUACUUAUUCAAUAGUGAUGUUUGUUGUAUCAACUUCUUUUGUAAGGUUUAGUCAUGUGAUCACUUACACUUAGGGUUUUUAAUCAUUAGGCUCUGGACAUGACUGUUUUUUUAGUAAUUUACCAUUUUAUUCAAAAAAGUUCACCACAGUGAUUAAGUUUAUUAUUGAACAGCUAAAAUCUUUGUGUAUAGAUGACAUUAAACUAUAGCAUAUCUAUACAAUAGAAUACAAACUAGUAUAAAAAGGAAUGAAGAAUAGUUAUAUAUACUACUGUGGAAUAACUUUCAGGAUAUACUGUUAAUUUAAAAAAGAAAAAGAAAGGGCACCUGGGUGGCUUACUCGUUAAGCGUCUGCCUUCGGCUCAGGUCACGAUCCCAGGGUCCUGGGAUCAAGUCCCGCAUCGGGCUCCCUGCUCGGCGAAGCCUGCUUCUCCCUUUCCCACUCCCCCUGCUUGUGUUCCCUCUCUUACUGUGUCUCUCUCUGUCAAAUAAAUAAAUAAAAUCUUAAAAAAAAAAAAAGGGGGCGCCUGGGUGACUCAGUCGUUAAGCGUCUGCCUUCGGCUCAGGUCAUGAUCCCAGGGUCCUGGGAUCGAGCCCCACAUCGGGCUCCCUGCUCAGCGGGAAGCCUGCUUCUCCCUCUCCCACUCCCCCUGCUUGUGUUCCCUCUCUCGCUGUGUCUCUCUCUGUCAAAUAAAUAAAUAAAAUCUUAAAAAAAAAUCAAAGAAAAAAAAAGAGGACAAAUGUGUGUAGUAUUCCCUUUUAUCUAAGAAAGAGGUAUAUAAAUAAAUGUAUAAUAAAAAUAUAUUCUAGCUACCUUACUUUUAUAAACAUGACCUAAAUGAAAUGAGAUAUCCUCGAUUAGGUCCUGGAACAGAAAGAGGAUGUUAAUGGAAAAA